Molecule: messenger RNA, 1083 nt
Organism: Caenorhabditis sp. 36 PRJEB53466
Lineage: Eukaryota; Metazoa; Nematoda; Chromadorea; Rhabditida; Rhabditidae
Source: the annotation of a GenBank genome assembly
AUGUCGAUUCUGUACGAAGACGAAUACGUCCGUCUCGGACAAUUCACACUUUUCGUCAAGAACUAUCACUUUCCGACCAAAAAGACAAAGACCGUCUCGUUGGAGGCCAUCACCACUCUUUGGUUUGAGGUGGCGAAUCGGAUGAGAUCUUUCAAGUUUAAUUCAGUUUUUCUCAUUUUCAGGAGCAAGAAACGUGCAAGAGCUCGACCACAAAGAUCUGGGGAAAAGCGUCGGCGGCGAGCAUCUACUGGGCUCUCGACGUGAAACGGUGAGCUGCUCAAAUCCGAUUUGAGGUGUUUGAAACGCGGGGGAGAUCAUCAGGCACUUUAGGCGAACACUUAGCAGAUCUAUAGAGUGAGCAAUGACGACGAUUCUUCAAGACGAUUUAUCUCAGUUGCCGGUAGAGAUAUCGAAAAGAUGUCAACUGCUAAAAUGCUCAUUAAAAUGUUGUUUACAUUCUAUUAGUUGACCAUUUUUUAAUAUCUCUUCAAUCAACCGAGACAAAUUGUUUUGACUACUGUAGGUUACGAACGAUGAGAUUUUCGGGUACAUAACAUGAUUUCUAGACACGGAAAUUGUAUAGAUAUAUAUAUCGGAAAACAGGGUAAUUAAAAACAAAAACAUAGACUGUUCUCUGAAUAACAUAACAAGAUGAAAGAAGUACACUAACUCAGAACUACAGUAGUAGAGUACCGUAAAUACUGUGACAGAAUGGCACCCCAAUACCGUUCAUUUGAAACAACGUAUCUUCAAUGUCAAUAAAGAUAUCAAAAAGUUGUUAAUUAAUAAAAUGUAGAGAAUUUCUCAAUGAACAUUUUGUCAGUUGACAACGUUUUGAUAUUUACACUGGCAGCUAAGAUAUAUUGUCUUGAAUAACCAGUAUUAUUUACAAGAACCCUAUCCAUUUUCAGCUCUCUCGGCGGAAUUUCGCCUCGCUCGGCGGCCAAAUCGAACGUGGUGGUCGAGGUGGGCGCGAAACUUCGCAUCGGUUUCUCCGUGGAGAACAUUGACGAAUUCAUGGACGCGAUCCGAACCCUCCUCGACUACCACGUCAUCAUCGUCAACUACAUCAAUCUGCCGUGA